CUGCCCCGGCCCCCCCGUCCAGCCCGCGGGGGUGGAGCUGCCGCCAGUCUGCCCCGCCGCUCGCCGCGAGCGCCCGCGCCGCGCUGAGCCGGGCCGAACCGGGCCGAGUCCAACCCCACUGGGCCGUGCCGAGCCGAACCGGGCCGAGUCCAACCCAACCGGGCCGAACCGGGCCGAGUCCAACCCAACCGGGCCGAACCGGGCCGAGUCCAACCCAAGCGGGCCGAGUCCAGCCCAAGCGGGCCGAGUCCAGCCGCGCCGCCAUGGUGGCCGGGAUGCUGAUGCCGCUGGAGCGGCUGCGCGCCAUCCUGGAGCUGCUCUUCCGCGAGGGCGUGCUGGUGGCCGAGAAGGACCGGCGGCCGCGGCGCGCCCACCCGCAGCUGCCCGGCGUGCCCAACGUGCAGGUGCUGCGCGCCAUGGCCUCGCUGCGCUCCCGCGGGCUGGUGCGCGAGACCUUCGCCUGGCGCCACUUCUACUGGUACCUCACCGACGAGGGCAUCGCCUACCUGCGCCGCUACCUGCGCCUGCCGCCCGAGAUCGUGCCGCUGUCCCUGCAGCGCGCCCGCCGCCCCGCCGCCCCCGCGCCCGCCCGCCGCCCCGCCGCCGCCGCCGCCGCCGAGCCGCCCCGCGCCUCCCGCCUCGCCUACCGCGGCAAGGAGGAGGCCGCCGAGCAGCACGUGCAGCCCGCCACCGCCACCGUCACCACCGCCGCCGCCGCCGCGGGGGGAGUGUCCCGGCCGGCCCCGGAGCCCGGCCCGGCCCCAGAUGAGCGAGACCGGGUCCAGAAGAAAACCUUCACGAAAUGGGUCAACAAGCACCUCAUCAAGGCUCAGCGUCACAUCAACGACCUCUACGAGGACCUGCGGGAUGGCCACAACCUCAUCUCGCUGCUGGAGGUGCUCUCGGGGGACACGCUGCCGAGGGAGCGCGACGUGAUCAGGAACUUGCGGUUGCCCCGGGAGAAGGGGAGGAUGCGCUUCCACAAGCUGCAGAACGUGCAGAUCGCCCUCAACUACCUGAAGCAUCGCCAGGUGAAGCUGGUCAACAUCCGCAACGAUGACAUUGCCGACGGCAACCCCAAGCUGACGCUGGGCCUCAUCUGGACCAUCAUCCUGCACUUCCAGAUCUCGGACAUCCAGGUGACGGGGCAGUCGGAGGACAUGACGGCCAAGGAGAAGCUGCUGCUGUGGUCGCAGCGCAUGGUGGAGGACUACCAGGGCUUGCGCUGCGACAACUUCACCACCAGCUGGCGGGACGGCCGCCUCUUCAACGCCAUCAUCCACCGGCACAAGCCCAUGCUCAUCGACAUGAACAAGGUGUACCGGCAGAGCAACCUGGAGAACCUGGACCAGGCCUUCACCGUGGCCGAGCGGGACCUGGGCGUGACGCGCCUCCUCGACCCCGAAGAUGUGGACGUGCCCCAGCCGGACGAGAAGUCCAUCAUCACCUACGUGUCGUCGCUGUACGACGCCAUGCCCCGCGUGCCCGACGUGCCGGACGGCGUCAAGGCCAACGAGCUGCAGCUGCGCUGGCAGGAGUACUACGAGCUGGUGACGGUGCUGCUGCAGUGGAUUCGCCACCACACCGUCCUCUUCGAGGAGCGCAAGUUCCCCGCCAGCUACGAGGAGAUCGAGAUCCUCUGGCGCCAGUUCCUCAAGUUCAAGGAGACGGAGCUGCCGGCCAAGGAAGCCGACAAGAACCGCUCCAAGGCCAUCUUCCAGGCGCUGGAGGGCGCGGUGCAGUCGGGGCAGCUGAAGGUGCCCCCCAGCUACCACCCGCUGGACGUGGAGAAGGAGUGGGGCAAGCUGCACGUGGCCAUCCUGGAGCGGGAGAAGCUGCUGCGCGCAGAGUUCGAGAGGCUGGAGCGGCUGCAGCGCAUCGUCAGCAAGCUGCAGAUGGAGUCGGGGCUCUGCGAGGAGCAGCUCAACCAGGCGGACGCCCUGCUGCAGUCGGACAUCCGGCUGCUGAACGCCGGGAAGGCGCCGCAGAAGGCGGCCGAGAUCGAGCGGGACCUGGACAAGGCGGACGCCAUGAUCCGGCUGCUCUUCAACGACGUGCAGACCCUCAAGGACGGGCGGCACCCGCAAGGGGAGCAGAUGUACCGCAGGGUCUACCGCCUGCACGAGCGCCUGGUGGCCAUCCGCACCGAGUACAACCUGCGCCUCAAGUCCGGGGCGCCGCAGAUGGCCCAGGCGGCGGUGGCCCUGGGCCAGAGGCCCCGGCAGGACCUGGACGACGUCACGCUGCGGUACCUGCAGGACCUGCUGGCCUGGGUGGAGGAGAACCAGCGCCGGCUCAACGCGGCCGAGUGGGGCGUGGACCUGCCCACCGUGGAGUCCCACCUGGGCAGCCACCGCGGCCUCCACCAGUCCAUCGAGGAGUUUCGCGCCAAGAUCGAGCGGGCGCGUGCCGACGAGGCGCAGCUCUCGCCGGGACCCCGCAACGCCUACCGCGAGUGCCUGGGCAAGCUGGACCUGCAGUACGCCAAGCUGCUGAACUCUUCCAAGGGUCGUCUGCGGCACCUGGAGAGCCUGCACGGCUUCGUGAGCGCUGCCACCAAGGAGCUGAUGUGGCUCAACGAGAAGGAGGAGGAGGAAGUGAACUUCGACUGGAGCGACCGCAACCCCAACAUGGGGGCCAAGAAGGAGAACUACUCGGGGCUGAUGCGGGAGCUGGAGCUGCGGGAGCGGAAAAUCAAAGAGAUCCAGAACACCGGGGACCGGCUGCUGCGGGAGGAGCACCCGGGCAGGCAGACGGUGGAGGCCUUCCAAGCGGCGCUGCAGACGCAGUGGAGCUGGAUGCUCCAGCUGUGCUGCUGCAUCGAGGCCCAUCUGAAGGAGAACACCGCCUACUUCCAGUUCUUCGCCGACGUGAAGGAGGCUGAGGAGUUCCUGAGGAAGAUGCAGGAGAGCAUGAAGAAGAAGUACUCCUGUGACCGCAGCAUCACGGUCACGCGCCUGGAGGACCUGCUGCAGGACUCCCUCGAGGAGAAGGAGCAGCUGGCCGAGUACCAGGGGCAGCUGGCCGGGCUGGCCAGGCGGGCCCGCGCCGUGGUGCAGCUGAAGCCGCGCAGCCCCGCCACCCCGCUGCAGGGCCGGCCGCCCAUCCACGCCGUCUGCGACUACAAGCAAAUGGAGAUCACGGUGCACAAGAACGACGAGUGCGCCCUGCUCAGCAACGCCCAGCCCUACAAGUGGAAGGUGCUCAGCGCGGCCGGCAGCGAGUCCAUCGUGCCCUCCGUGUGCUUCCUCGUGCCCCCCCCCAACCGGGAGGCGCUGGACGCCGUGCACAGGCUGGAGGCCGCCCAUCAGCACCUGCUCGCGCUCUGGCACCAGCUGCACGUGGACAUGAAGAGCCUGCUGUCCUGGCAGUACCUCAUCCGCGACAUCCAGCAGAUCCAGUCCUGGUCGCACGUCACGUUCCGCACCAUGCAGGUGGAGGAGUGCCGGCAGGUCCUGCGCAGCCUGGAGACGCACUACCAGGACUUCAUGCGCGACAGCCAGGACUCGCAGAGCUUCCAGCCCGACGACCGGCUGCACGUGGAGCGCGAGUACAACGCCUGCGCCCAGAAGUACGAGCUGCUGCUGCGCAGCCAGGAGAAAGGAGAGCAGGACGAAUCCCUGUGCAAGAGCUACAUCUCCCAGCUGAAGGACAUCCGGCUGCAGCUGGAGAGCUGCGAGACCCGCACCAUCCACAAGAUCCGCCUGCCCCUCGACAAGGACCCGGUCAAGGAGUGCGCCCAGCGCAUCUCCGAGCAGCAGCAAAUCCACCUGGAGCUGGAAGGCAUCAAGAAGAACUUGGACAAGGUCAGCGAGAAGACGGAGAAGGUGCUGGCCCAGCCGGAGCAGGCCAGCUCAGCCCCUGUCUUGCGCUCAGAGCUGGAGAUCACCCUGCAGAAGAUGGACCAGGUGUACAGCCUCUCCAGCAUCUACCUGGAGAAGCUGAAGACCAUCAACCUGGUGAUCCGCAGCACGCAGGGGGCAGAGGAGCUGGUCAAGAAGUACGAGGACCAGCUGAAGAACGUGCAGACUGUGCCCUCCGACCUCAAGGAGCUGGAGGCCAGCAAGGCCGAGCUGAAGCGGCUGCGCGCGCAGGUGGAGGGGCAUCAGCCUCUCUUCAGCACCCUGGAAGCCGACCUGAGCAAGGCCAAGGACGUCAACGAGCGGAUGGUGAGGGGCCACAGCGAGCGAGAUGUGGACCUGGACCGCUACCGGGAGAGAGUGCAGCAGCUGCUGGAGCGCUGGCAGGCCAUCCUGACCCAGAUCGACCUGCGCCAGCGUGAGCUGGACCAGCUGGGCCGCCAGCUGCGCUACUACCGCGAGAGCUGCGACGGGCUGCUCCAGUGGAUCCAGGAUGCCAAGCAGCGGCAGGAGAAAAUCCAGGCGGUGCCCAUCACGGACAGCAAGACCGUGCGGGAGCAGCUCCUGCAGGAGAAGAAACUCCUGGAAGAGUGCGAUCGCAAUAAGGAGAAGGUGGAGGAGUGCCAGCGCUACGCCAAGCAGUACAUAGAUGCCAUCAAGGAUUAUGAGCUGCAGCUGGUGACCUUCAAGGCGCAGGUGGAGCCAGUGGCAUCUCCUGCCAAGAAGCCCAAAGUGCAGUCUGCGUCUGACAGCAUCAUCCAGGAGUACGUGGACUUGCGGACGCGGUACAGUGAGCUGACCACGCUCACCAGCCAGUACAUCAAGUUCAUCACGGAGACCCUGCGGCGGCUGGAGGAGGAGGAGAAAGCAGCCGAGAAGCUGAAGGAGGAGGAGAGGAAGCGGCUGGCGGAGGUGGAGGCCCAGCUGGAGAAGCAGAGGCAGCUGGCUGAGGCCCACGCCAAAGCCAAGGCGCAGGCAGAGGCGGAGGCGCGGGAGCUGCAGCUCCGCAUGCAGGAGGAGGUCACCCGGCGGGAGGUGGUGGCCGUGGACGCCGAGCAGCAGAAGCAGAACAUCCAGCAGGAGCUGAUGCAGCUGCGGCAGAACUCAGACCACCAGAUCAAGUCCAAGGUCAAGCUCAUCGAGGAGGCCGAGUACAACCGCAAGAAGGUGGAGGAGGAGAUCCGCCUCAUCCGCCUCCAGCUGGAGAGCACCGAGAAGCAGCGGGCCGGCGCCGAGACGGAGCUGCAGGAGCUGCGGGCACGUGCCGAGGAGGCCGAGCGGCAGAAGAGGCAGGCGCAGGAGGAGGCCGAGCGCCUGCGCCGGCAGGUCAAGGACGAGAGCCAGAAGAAGCGGGAGGCGGAGGAAGAGCUGAAGCUCAAGGUGCAGGCCGAGAAGGAUGCAGCCCGGGAGAAGCAGAAGGCGAUGGCGGACCUGGAGAAGCUGCGGCUGCAGGCGGAGGAGGCCGAGCGGCGGAUGCGGCAGGCGGAGCUGGAGAAGGAGCGGCAGAUCCAGGUGGCGCAGGAGGUGGCCCAGCGGAGCGCCGAGGCCGAGCUGCAGAGCAAGCGGCUGUCCUUCGCGGAGAAGACGGCGCAGCUGGAGCUGUCGCUGCAGCAAGAGCACAUCACGGUGGCCCACCUGCAGGAGGAGGCCGAGCGGCUGAAGAAGCAGCAGCUGGAGGCCGAGCAGUCACGGGAGGAGGCCGAGAAGGAGCUGGAGCGCUGGCGGCAGAAGGCCAACGAGGCGCUGCGGCUGCGGCUGCAGGCCGAGGAGGUGGCCCACAAGAAAACGCUGGCCCAGGAGGAAGCAGAGAAGCAGAAGGAGGAUGCAGAGCGGGAGGCUCGCAAGCGCGCCAAGGCCGAGGAGUCGGCCCUGCGGCAGAAGGAGCUGGCGGAGGAGGAGCUGGAGAAGCAGCGGCAGCUGGCGGAGGGCACGGCCCAGCAGAAGUUUGCGGCAGAGCAGGAGCUGAUCCGCCUGAAGGCGGAGAUGGAGAACGGGGAGCAGCAGCGCCUGCUCCUGGAGGAGGAGCUCUUCCGGCUGAAGAACGAGGUGAGCGAGGCCAUCCAGAAGAGGAAGGAGGUGGAGGAGGAGCUGGCCAAGCUGCGGGCGGAGAUGGAGGUCCUGCUGGAGAGCAAGGCCAAGACGGAGGAGGAGUCGCGCUCCACCAGCGAGAAGUCCAAGCAGCGUCUGGAGGCCGAGGCCAACAAGCUGCGGGAGCUGGCGGAGGAGGCCGCCCGGCUGCGGGCCCUCUCGGAGGAGGCCAAGAGGCAGCGGCAGCUGGCGGAGGAGGAGGCCAGUCGGCAGCGGGCCGAGGCCGAGCGGAUCCUCAAGGAGAAGCUGGCGGCCAUCAACGAGGCGUCGCGCCUGAAGGCGGAGGCGGAGAUUGCCCUGAAGGAGAAGGAGGCGGAGAACGAGCGGCUGCGGCGGCUGGCGGAGGACGAGGCCUACCAGCGCAAGCUGCUGGAGGAGCAGGCCGCCCAGCACAAGCAGGACAUCGAGGAGAAGAUCGCCCUGCUGAAGCGGUCGUCGGAGAGCGAGCUGGAGCGGCAGAAGGGCAUCGUGGACGACACGCUGAAGCAGCGGCGCCUGAUCGAGGAGGAGAUCCGCACGCUGAAGAUCAGCUUCGAGAAGGCGUCGGCGGGCAAGGCGGACCUGGAGCAGGAGCUGAGCCGCAUCCGCGGCGAGGCGGAGGAGGUCCAGCGCAUCCGGGAGCAGGCCGAGCGGGAGGCCGAGCGGCAGCGGGCCCUGGCGCUGGAGGAGGAGGGCCGCCGGAGGGAGGCCGAGGAGAAGGUGCGGAGCAUCCUGGCCGCUGAGCAGGAGGCCGCGCGGCAGCGGCGGGUGGCCCUGGAGGAGGUGGAGCGCCUGAAGGCCACGGUGGAGGAGGCCAAGCGGCAGAAGGAGCUGGCGGAGAGGGAGUCAGAGCGGCAGAUCCAGCUGGCGCAGGAGGCGGCCCAGAAGCGCAUCGCGGCGGAGGAGAAGGCCCACCUGGCUGCCGUGCAGCAGAAGGAGCAGGAGCUACUGCAGACGCGGCGCCAGGAGCAGAGCAUUCUCGACCGGCUGCGGGAGGAGGCCGAGAGGGCCAAGCGGGCCGCGGAGGAGGCCGAUUUCGCGCGCAGCAAGGCCGAGCAGGAUGCCAGCCUCUCCCGGCAGCGGGUGGAGGAGGCCGAGCGGCUGAAGCAGCGGGCGGAGGAGGAGGCCCAGGCCAAGGCCCAGGCCCAGGAGGAUGCGGAGAAGCUGCGUAAGGAGGCUGAGCUGGAGGCGGCGAAGCGGGCCCAGGCGGAGCAGGCAGCCCUGCGGCAGAAGCAGCUGGCGGAUGCGGAGAUGGAGAAGCACAAGAAGUUCGCGGAGCAGACGCUGCGGCAGAAGGCGCAGGUGGAGCAGGAGCUGACCAAGGUGAAGCUGCAGCUGGAGGAGACGGACCACCAGAAGGGCAUCCUGGACGAGGAGCUGCAGCGGCUGAAGGAGGAGGUGACGGACGCCAUCCGGCAGAAGGCCCAGGUGGAGGAGGAGCUCUUCAAGGUCCGGGUGCAGAUGGAGGAGCUGGCAAAGCUAAAGAGCCGGAUCGAGGAAGAGAACAAAGCGCUGAUCCUCAAGGACAAGGACAACACACAGAAGUUCUUGGCAGAGGAGGCCGAGAAGAUGAAGCAGGUGGCAGAGGAGGCUGCACGGCUCAGUGUGGAGGCCCAGGAGGCUGCCCGCAUGCGGAAGCUGGCUGAGGACGACCUGGCGCAGCAGCGGGCGCUGGCAGAGAAGAUGCUGAAGGAGAAGAUGCAAGCGGUGCAGGAGGCCACGCGGCUGAAGGCCGAGGCGGAGGUGCUGCAGAAGCAGAAGGACCUGGCGCAAGAGCACGCCAAACGGCUGCAGGAGGACAAGGAGCAGAUGCAGCAGCGCCUGGCCGAGGAGACCGAGGGCUUCCAGAAAACCCUGGAGGCUGAGCGCCGACGGCAGCUGGAGAUCACCGCCGAGGCCGAGCGCCUCAAGCUGCACGUGGCGGAGAUGAGCAUGGCCCAGGCCAAGGCCGAGGAGGAGGCCAAGCGGUUCAAGAAGCAGGCGGAGGAGAUCAGCGGGAGGCUGCACGAGACUGAGCUGGCCACGCAGGAGAAGAUGACGCUGGUGCACACGCUAGAGAUACAGCGACAGCAGAGCGACCAGGACGCGGAGAAGCUGCGGAGGGCCAUCGCCGACCUGGAGGAGGAGAAGGAGAAGCUGAAGCAGGAGGCGGCCUUGCUGCAGCAGAAGGCGGAGGAGAUGCAAGUGGCCCAGCAGGUGCAGCUCCGCCAGGAGACGCAGAUCCUUCAGCAGACCUUCCUGACGGAGAAGGAUGCCCUGCUCCAGAAGGAGAAGUUCAUCGAGGAGGAGAAAACCAAGCUGGAGAAGCUCUUCCAGGAUGAGGUGAAUAAAGCCAAGAAUCUGAAGGCAGAACAAGAGCGGCAGCAGAAGGAGAUGGAGCAGGAAAAGCAGCAGCUGAAAGCCAUGCUGGACGAAGCCAAGAAGCAUCAGAAGGAAGCAGAGGAAAAUGUCCGGCACAAGCAGGAGGAGCUGCAGCAGCUGGAGAGACAGCGGCAGCAGCAGGAAAAGCUCCUUGAAGAGGAGAACAAGAAGCUCAGGGAGAGGCUUGAGCAGAUGCAGGAAGAGCACAAGGCCGCCCUGGCCCAGACACGAGAGAUCAUGAUCCAGACGGAUGACCUGCCUGAGGAGGUUGUGGUGACGACAACGCAGCUGAUGGACGCCAAAGCUGUGCCCAACGGCAGAGACGCGGUGGAUGGCAUAGCGCAGAAUGGGGAGCCGGAGUUCGCGUUCGAUGGCAUUCGCCAGAAGGUGUCUGCAGAGAAGCUGGCCGAGGCUGGCAUCUUGAGCAAGGAGAGCUUAGACAAGUUGGCAGAAGGUGUUGUGAGUGUUGGCGAGCUCUCGCAGAGGGAAGACAUCAAGAAGUAUCUGCAGGGCAAGAGCAGCAUUGCUGGUUUGUUAAUCAAACCCACCAAUCAAAAGAUGAGCAUUUAUGAAGCCAUGAAGAAAAAGCUGCUCACCCCGGGCACUGCGCUGGUCCUCCUGGAAGCGCAGGCUGCCUCUGGCUUCAUAAUUGACCCUGUGCGAAACAUGAGGCUGUCGGUGAACGAAGCAGUGAGAGAAGGAGUGAUUGGCCCAGAACUGCACAAUAAAAUGCUGUCUGCUGAACGGGCAGUAACUGGCUACAAAGAUCCUUACACGGGAGACAAGAUCUCCCUUUUCCAGGCCAUGUCGAAGGAGCUCAUCGUCAGGGACCACGGCAUCCGCCUGCUCGAGGCCCAGAUCGCCACCGGCGGCAUCAUCGACCCUGUCAACAGCCACCGCCUCCCCGUUGAAGCUGCCUACAAGCGAGGCUACUUCAAUGAGGAGAUGAACGAAGUCCUCUCUGACCCUACAGAUGACACCAAGGGCUUCUUCGACCCCAACACGCAGGAGAACCUCACCUACCUGCAGCUCAUGGAGCGGUGUGUGACUGACCCGGACACGGGGCUGUGCCUCCUACCACUCACUGACCAGGCAGCCAAAGCAAGGGAGCUGCUCUACACUGACAAAGAAGCCAAGGAUGUCUUUAAGAAGGCUACGGUGAUGGCACCGUUUGGCAAGUUCCAAGGGAAGACAGUGACCAUCUGGGAGAUCAUCAACUCUGAAUACUUCACUGAGGACCAAAGGCGGGACCUGAUCCAGCAAUACAGGACUGGCAAGAUCACGGUGGAGAAGAUCAUUAAGAUCAUCAUCACCGUUGUGGAGGAAAGUGAGAAAAAGAGCCAGAUGUUAUUCGAGGGGCUCCGGGCCCCCGUGCCUGCCGCUGAGCUGCUGGAGAGCAAAAUCAUCAACAAGGACCUCUACAACCAGCUGCACCAGGGCAAGAAGUCGGUGCAGGAUGUGGCAGAGAUGGAGUCUGUGAGGCAGUACCUGAAGGGCACAGAUGCCAUUGCUGGCAUCCUGGUGGAGUCAACCGGCCAGAAGUUCACCUUCUAUGACGCCUUGAAGAGAAACCUGCUGAAGCCAGAGAUUGCCCUGUCCCUGCUGGAGGCCCAGGCUGCCACAGGCUAUAUCAUCGACCCGGUGGGGAACAAGCUGUAUUCUGUUGAUGAGGCAGUGAAGGCUGAGAUCGUGGGGCCAGAGUUUCACGAGAAGCUGCUGUCUGCGGAGAAGGCUGUGACUGGCUACAAGGAUCCCUACACGGGCCAGACGGUUUCCCUCUUCCAAGCCCUCCAGAAGGGCCUCAUCCCCACCGACACCGGGGUCCGUCUGCUCUGUGUCCAGCUUGCCACUGGCGGCAUCAUCGAUCCCGUGAACAGCCACCGGCUCCCACUUGAGGUUGCCUACAAGCGGGGCUACUUUGACCCGGAGAUGAACUCGGCUCUGUCUGCACUCCUAGAGGAGACCAAAGCUUUCUAUUGCCCCAACACUCAGGAGAACCUCACCUAUGCCCAACUGCAGAAGAACUGCCACCGUGACAAGCAGACCGGCCUCUACCUGCUGCCCCUCUCAGACAAAGCCAUCCAGUCACAGCAAGAGGAGAUCUACACAGACAGCCAGGCGAAGGAGUGCUUUGAGAAGGCUACUGUAGAGGUCCCGUCAGGCAGCCUGAAGGGCCAGACGGUGACCAUAUGGGAGCUGAUCCACUCAGAGUACUUCACGGAGGAGCACAGACGGGAGCUCCUUCGGCAGUACAAGACUGGCAAGGUGACCAUUGAGAAGAUCAUCAAGAUCAUGAUCACCAUCAUUGAGGAGACAGAGACCAAGAAGCAGGAGAAGCUGACGUUCAGUGGUCUCCGGGCACCUGUGUCUGCCAGCGAGCUGGUGGAAUCCUGCAUCAUCAGCAAAGCCCAGUACGAGCAGCUGAAGGAAGGCAAGAAAUCAGUGAAGGACCUCUCUGAGACAGAUUCAGUUAAGAGAUACCUGCAGGGGAGUGACUGCAUUGCAGGCAUCUAUGUGGAGGCAACCAAAGAGAAGCUGAACAUCUACGAGGCCAUGAAGAGGAACCUGCUGAGGCCCAGCACUGCCGUGGUUCUCCUGGAGGCCCAGGCUGCAACUGGAUUCUUGAUUGAUCCCGUGAAGAACCGGAGGCUGUACGUCAAUGAGGCAGUGAAGGCUGGUGUCGUUGGGCCCGAGCUGCACGAGAAGCUGCUGUCCGCCGAGAAGGCGGUCACUGGAUACAAGGACCCCUACUCAGGAAACACCAUCUCCCUCUUCGAGGCUAUGAAGAAAGGACUCAUCGUCAAGGAGCACGGCAUCCGCCUGCUCGAGGCCCAGAUUGCCACAGGCGGCAUCAUCGACCCUGUGCACAGUCACCGUGUCCCUGUGGAGGUGGCCUACAAGCGGGGCUACUUUGAUGAGGAAAUGAACCGGAUCCUCUCCGACCCCACGGAUGACACCAAGGGCUUCUUCGACCCCAACACUCAUGAGAACCUCACCUACAUGCAGCUGAAGGAGAAGUGCAUUGAGGACCCUGAGACGGGCCUGUACUUACUGCCCCUGCGGGAGCCAGAGAAGCCUGUGGUGGUGGAGACCACCCAGGUGUACACAGAGGCGGAGACACGGAAGGUGUUUGAGGAGACGCAGGUGGACAUUCCCGUGGGCAGCAGGGCAGGCUCCUCCAUGUCACUGUGGGACAUCAUGAACUCGGACCUGCUGCCUGAGGAGCAGCGGAAGCAUCUCAUGGAGGAGUUCCAGUCGGGCCGCGUGUCCAAGGAGCGCAUGAUCAUCAUCAUCAUCGAGAUCAUUGAGAAGACUGAGAUCAUCCGGCAGCAGAACCUCACCUCCUACGACUAUAUCCGGCGCCGCAUCACGGCUGAGGAUCUUUACGAGGCCACGAUCAUCUCCCUGGACAUCUACAACCUGCUGAAGCAGGGCUCCAAGACCAUCCGGGAGCUCCUGGACAUAGAGACCGUCUGGAAACACCUCUAUGGGUCAGGCUGUGUUGCUGGCAUCUACAUCCCCUCCUCCAAGCAGAAGCUCAGUGUCUACCAGGCGCUGAAGAAGGGGCUGAUCAGCUCUGAAGUGGCCCGCUCCCUCUUGGAAGCCCAGGCUGCCACUGGUUUCAUGAUUGACCCUAUAAAGAACGAGAGGCUGACAGUCGAUGAAGCAGUCAGGAAAGGCGUAGUUGGGCCAGAAAUCCACGACCGGCUCCUGUCCGCAGAGAGGGCUGUGACUGGUUACAGGGAUCCAUACAGUGAGCAGAAGAUUUCCCUCUUCCAGGCCAUGAAGAAAGACCUCAUUCCCAGUGAAGAGGCCCUGAAGCUUCUGGAUGCCCAGAUAGCCACCGGCGGUGUCAUUGACCCACACCUUGGCUUCCACCUUCCGCUGGAGGUGGCCUACCAGCGGGGCUUCAUCAACAAGGACACGUACGACAUGCUGUCCGAGCCCAGCGAGGUGCGGAGUUAUGUGGACCCCUCCACGGACGAGAAGCUCAGCUACACGCAGCUCCUGAAGCGGUGCCGGAAGGACGAGAACAGCGGGCUCCUGCUGCUCCCGCUCUGUGACACGAGGAAGCUCACCUUCCGGGGGCUGCGGAAGCAGAUCACCGUGGAGGAGCUGGUCCGCUCACAGGUAAUGGAUGAAGUCACAGCCCAGCGCCUCCAGGAGGGCCUCACCUCCAUCGAGGAGGUCUCCAAGAACCUGAAGAAGUUCCUGGAGGGCACCAGCUGCAUUGCUGGUGUCUUCGUGGACUCCACAAAGGAGCGGAUGUCUGUAUACCAGGCUAUGAAGAAGGGUAUCAUCAGGCCGGGCACUGCGUUUGAGCUCCUGGAGGCGCAGGCAGCCACAGGGUACGUGAUUGACCCCAUCAAGGGCCUCAAGUUGACUGUGGAGGAGGCCGUGCGCAUGGGCAUCGUGGGCCCCGAGUUCAAGGACAAGCUGCUCUCUGCUGAGAGGGCAGUAACUGGCUACCGUGAUCCCUACACCGGAAAGCUCAUCUCCCUCUUCCAGGCCAUGAAGAAGGGGUUGAUCCUGAAGGACCAUGGGAUCCGCUUGCUGGAGGCCCAGAUCGCAACAGGAGGCAUUAUCGAUCCUGAGGAAAGCCACCGCCUACCCGUGGAGAUGGCCUACAAGAGGGGCCUCUUUGAUGAGGAGAUGAAUGAGAUCCUGCUGGAUCCCAGCGACGACACCAAGGGCUUCUUUGACCCCAACACAGAGGAGAACCUAACCUACCUGCAGCUCAUGGAGCGGUGCAUCACUGACCCAGAAACCGGUCUCUGCCUCCUACCCCUGAAGGAGAAGAAGCGGGAGAGGAAGACCUCCUCCAAGUCCUCUGUCCGCAAGCGCAGGGUGGUGAUCGUUGACCCAGAAACUGGCAAGGAGAUGUCAGUGUAUGAAGCCUACCGCAAGGGCCUCAUUGAUCACCAGACCUACCUGGAGCUGUCAGAGCAGGAGUGCGAGUGGGAGGAGAUCACCACCUCCUCCUCUGAUGGCGUGGUCAAGUCCAUGAUCAUCGACAGGCGCUCAGGGCGCCAGUACGACAUCGAUGAUGCCAUCGGUAAGGGCCUGAUCGACCAGUCGGCUCUGGACCAGUACCGCUCGGGCACCCUCUCCAUCACCGAGUUCGCAGACAUGCUCUCCGGCAACAUGAGUGGCUUCCGGUCACGGUCGUCCUCUGUGGGGUCGUCCUCCUCCUACACCGUCAGCCCGGCCCCCACGCGAACGCAGAUAUCGAUGUGGAGCGACCCAACCGAGGAGACGGGUCCGGUUGCUGGCAUCCUGGACACGGACACUCUGGAGAAGGUGUCCAUCACGGAGGCGAUGCGCCGCAACCUCGUCGACAACAUCACGGGGCAGAGGCUGCUGGAAGCCCAGGCCUGCACCGGGGGCAUCAUCGACCCCAGCACCGGGGAUAAAUGCUCUGUCGCCGACGCGGUGAACAAGGGCCUGGUGGACAAAAUCAUGGUGGACCGCAUCAACCUUGCUCAGAAGGCCUUCUACGGCUUCGAGGACCCAAGAACCAAGACGAAGAUGUCAGCAGCCCAGGCGCUGAAGAAGGGCUGGCUGUACUACGAGGCCGGGCAGCGCUUUCUGGAGGUGCAGUACCUGACGGGGGGGCUGAUCGAGCCCGACGUUGAAGGCCGUGUCUCCUUGGAUGAGGCGCUGCAGAAGGGCACCAUCGACACGCGCACGGCCCAGAAGCUGCGGGAUGUGAACACCUACUCCAAGUAUCUCACCUGCCCCAAAACCAAGCUCAAGAUCUCCUACAAGGAUGCGAUGGACCGGAGCAUGAUUGAGGACGGGACAGGCCUGCGGCUGCUGGAAGCCUCCUCCCAGUCCAGCAAGGGCUACUACAGCCCGUACAACGUCAGCAGCACCGGCUCCACCUCCGGCUCGCGGUCGGGCUCCCGGACGGGGUCCAGGGCAGGCUCGAGGCGUGGGAGCUUUGACGCCACCGGCUCCGGCUUCUCCAUGACCUUCUCGUCCUCCUCCUACUCUUCCUCAAGCUUUGGGCGCAGAUAUGCGCUGGGUCCCCAGGGUGCCGUGGAUGCGGGAGACCUUGCGCUCGCCUUGUCCCAGCUGACCAGGCGCUGCGGAUGGGAGGCAGGCGGGGAGCGCUCCGAACUGCACGGGCCACCGCUCAGCGUGGCCACGUCUUUUCCCAGCCCCACCGCAGACGUCCCUUCGCCCCUGGGCGAGCUCCUCAGCUGGGUCUCCGACGUCCGCAAGUCCUGGAUGGGUGCGCGGGGAGCCCCGGAGGCGGCAGCUCCUCGGCCGCGCGCGGCCGCGCAGGGUCUUCAGGCUUUAAUUGGACACCCUAAGAGACACCUGGCCAGGCAGGUGACAAGAGGACCUGUGGACACCUCUCUGAAGUGCCUGUACACCAGUGCAGACAGCAUGGGGAACAGACGGGAGGAAUUAGGGAUCUGUGUGAAGCUAUGGGGCUAUGAUCUCAUGGGGAUCAUGGAGAUGUGGUGGCAUAGCUCACACGACGGAAGUGCUGUGGUGGAUGGAUACAGGCUCUUAGGAUGGGCAGACCAGCAAGGUGAGGAGGGGGAGUUGCCCUUCGUCUCCAUGGAUGAGGAUGCUGUGUCAGCACUGGCUUUUGACACUGUCUGCCACCACAUCCUCAUAGACUCGCUGACGAAGAAGGGGUUAGAUAAGCCCUCAGUGAGGUGGAUUGGAAACUGGCUGAACUGCCAGGCUCAGUGUUGUGAUCAGCUGGAGGCCAACCAGCUGGACAGGAACUUGGUAGAAAAGGACCUGGGGGUCCUGGUGGACAACAAGUUGGCCAUGAACCAGCAACUUGUCCUCAUGGCAAAGAGGGCCAACAGCAUCCUGGGCUGUAUUAGGAGGAGCAUUGGCAGCAGGUCAAGGAUGAUCCUCCCCCUCUCUUCUGCACUGGAGCUGGAGGUGUCACCAGAUCGUGCUGUUCCCAACCUCUUCCCCGGCACUUCCCGAAGCACCGGCUGCUGGUCCAGCCCCAGCGAGGCGGUGGGGCUGCCCCCCCCGUGCCACCCACCCCAGUGCUGCCUGCGUGGCUCUGUGCACAUCCGUGUGCCUCUGAGGUGCCCGGAGCGUGGCAGCGGAGCGAGUGGAAGGAGUGGCGGCUGGAAGUGCACGAGCAGCUGCUGGCCCUGCGCCACUGGCUGGAUGCCGUGGAGAAGAGGCUGCCCGCCCUGCCGGAGCAAGGCCCGGCCCCGCAGGCGGGGAUCUGACCCGGGGCCGGCGCUGCCGCGCGCCAUGGGGAACUCGGUGAGCAGGCCCAGCUGCCUGGGCGAGAAGAGCCGCCGGCCGGAGGAGCUCCUGCGGGAGCCGCCGCUCCGGGACCGGGCGCCGGACGCGGAGGCCAAGGCGGCUCCGGGGGAGAACGGCUGGAGCGCGGCGGGGGGGGACGCCGGCAGCCGGCCUGGCAGCCCCGCGCUGCUCAAGCGCAGCAGCUCGGAGGCGGCGGUGCAGAACGGCAGUGCGGCCUGCGUCCCGCUCGCCGGGGCCGCCUGGACCCCCCCCCGGGCCGGCGCCCCCCGCGCCGCCUGGUCCUGGAAGCCCCUCACCACCCGCGAGGUGACGGAGGUGACGGAGGUGACGGAGACCAUCGUGACGGAGAUCGUGGAGGUGACCGAGUACCCGGCCGGCGAGGCCCUGGUCACCCGGACGGUGACGGUGCUGACGGAGCGCGGGGGGGAGCCGGCCGCCGGCCCCCCCGAGGCCGACCGCGCCGAGGUGGCCCCGCGGGCCGUGCCCGUGCCGGAGGACGCCCCGGGCGCCGAGCGCGCCCAGGACACGCUGGAGAGCUUGCUGGCCUGGGUGGCCGACAUGGAGGAGCUGGUGGGCAACCAGAAGCCGCCCUCCUCGGAGGUGAAGGUGGCCAAGGCCCAGCUGGAGGAGCAGAAGCUCCUGAAGCGGCUGCUGGAGGAGCGCCGGCCGCGGGUGGAGCACGUCCUGCAGGAGCGGCCGCCGCCGGAGCCGCCCGAGGCCGGCAGCAGCCUCCGCCGCCUCGGGGAGAAGUGGGGCGAGCUGAUGCAGGAGGCCGAAGCCAGGCACGGCCGCCUGGAGCGCGUCCUGCCCGCCGCCCAGGCCUUCCAGGAGGCCGUGGACCCCUUCCAGGAGUGGCUCGGCGCCACGGAGCGGCGGCUGGCCCAGCUCUGGAGAGCCGACGGCUGCGUCGCCCGCCUGCAGGACGCCCACCGGCAAAUCCAGGACCUCUGCGAGGAGAUCCGCGCCCGGCUGGGAGAGCUGGAAGGGGCCCUGGAGAGCGGCCAGCGGGUCCUGGAGAUGGUGACAGGGGAGGAGGCCCAGCUGGCGCAGGAGAAGAUGGACUCCCUGAGGAUGCGGUACCUCAUCGUGGGCCAGAGCAGCGCCGACACCAUGCACCGGCUGGAGCAGACCCUGGAGGCUUCGUCCCGCGUGGGCACUGCCCAGGAGGACCUGGCCCUUUGGCUGGGCCGCAUGGAGAAGGAGCUGGCCUCCUGGGACAGCCAGCGCAGCGAGCAGGCGCCCCUGGUCAGCACGAGCGACAGAGAAAAGUUCGAGCAGAUCCUGGACUCCGAACUCGCCCACUUGGCUGGGCUCGGCGGGCGGCUGGAGGAGAUCAGCCGGGUGCAGCUGGACGUGCAGGCCCUCCGCGCGCAGCUCUCCGACCAGAAGCUGCUCUCCGCUGAGAUCCUGCACCACCGGGGCCUGGUGGAGCGUCUGCUGGGGAUCUCGGACCCGCUGCUCCAGUCCUGCCCCGAGCCCCUGCGGCAGCACCUCCAGCCCUCCGUGCAGGCGCUGCGGGAGCGCGCGGAGCAGCUCUUCCUGCGGAGCGGGGCCUGCGCCGUGCAGCUGGAGCACGCCCAGUCCUUGCUGGGCCAGUUCUCCGAGGCCCACGAUGAGCUGGCGCCCUGGCUGGAGGAGACGCAGGUCGUAGGGCUGCAGCUUUCCCCCAGCGCCAUCAGCUACGAGGCCUUCAAGGAGCAGCAAGCGCUGCUGCAGUGCCUGCGGGAGGCCAUCGCCGAGCACCGGCCGCUGAUGGGCAAGCUGCAGCGCGUCUCCUCGCAGCUGCUGGAGCUGAGCCCGGAGCAGGGCGCCCCGUUCCAGCGGCGCUGCCAGGAGGCCGAGGAGCAGUACGGCCGCAUCCGCGAGCGCGUGCGCCAGGCCGCUGCGCUGCUGGAAGACGCCCUCCCGCGCUACAGCCAGCUGACGGAGCGCAUGGACCUGCUGCUGGAGUGCCUGGAGAGGCUGCAGAGCCGCCUGCAGACCCCGCCGGCCGUUCGCGGCGACGCGGCCCACCUCCGGGAGCAGCUCCGGGAGAACGGCCUGGCCCUGGCGGAGCUGGAGAAGCUGGGGGUGGCGCUGGAGACGGUCCAGGCGCAGGGCACCGAGCUGCUGGCCAGCAUGCGGGCGGCAAACUCCGACGCCGCGGCGAGAGUGAUCCAGGAGCGCACGGCCCAGCUGCUGUCGCAGUGGGGCUGCCUGCGGGGCCGCUGCGAGGAGCAGGAGCGCUGGCUGCGGGAGCUGCUGGCGCUGGCCGACCGCUUCUGGCACGGCCUCUCCGAGCUGGCCCUGACGCUCAGCGACACCCAGCAGCUGGUGCUGGGUCUGGAGGAGGCCGACGCCGAGCCCGAGUCCGUGCGCGCGCGGCUCCGCACCAUGCAGGCGCUGCGGGAGGAGAUCGACUCCCUGCAGGGCGACCUGGACACGCUGGGCAUCCUCGGCGUGGAGCUGAUGUCCUCCUGCGGGGACCCCGACAAGCCCGACGUCACCAAGAGCCUGGACGAUCUCUACUCCUCCUGGCACAGCCUGAACAAGGUGUGGACGGAGCGGUACGCCCGCCUCGAGGAGCAGCUCCAGGCCUCCCUCAGCUACCAGGAGACCAUGCAGCGGCUGUUCGAGUGGCUGGAUGCGGCCGAGCUGCGCAUCGCGGAGGAGUUCCUCGUCGGCGGCGACCUGGACAUGGUGCAGCAGCAGCUGGCGGAGCUCAAGGAGUUCAAGAGGGAGCUCUACCAGUGCAAGGUGGACGUGGAGAGCCUGCGGCACCAGGCCGGCCCGGGCAGCGGGGACCCCCCAGCGCCGCUCAGCGACUUCCGCCAGCGCUGGGACCGCCUCGAGGAGGAGAUCGUCAGUCGCCAGCACCAGCUGGAGGCAGCUCUCCUGGGCCUGGGCCAGUUCCAGCACCAGCUGGAGGAGCUGCUGCAGUGGCUGUCCCGCACCUCCGAGCAGCUGCAGGGCCCGACCCUGCUGCGCCUCGACCUGCAGAGCUGCGAGAUCGAGCUGGCCAAGCACAAGGUGCUGAGGAACGACGUGAUGUCCCACGCCCGCACGGUGCGGUCCGUCAACGAGGCCGGGCAGGGCUUGCUGCUCUCCAGCCUGGGGGAGAGCGUGGAGGGGCUCCAGCGCAGCCUGCAGCAGCUCAACCAGCGCUGGGACGCGGUGCAGGGCGAGACCGAGAGCCGCCAGCUGGAGCUGGAGAACAACCUCGGCCAGGUGCAGGACAUCACGCUGGAGAUCACGGAGCUGCUGCAGUGGCUGGAGCACGUGGAGCUGCAGCUCUUCUUCUCCAAGCCGGCCUGGGGCCACCCGGACGCCACCAAAGAGAAGCUCACCGCGCACCUGGAGCUGUGCAAGGAGAUGGAGUCGAAGCAGCAGGCGUACAGCAGCGUGCGGGACCGGCUGCAGCGCCUGCUGGCCUCCUGCCCCGCCGCCCGGCCCUGCAGCACCGAGCACAGCCUCCGCAUCCUGGAGCAGAAGUGGGAGAGCGUCUACGCCGAGGCGCAGGAGAGGAAGGAGCGCCUGGCGGAGGGGCUGACGGCCACCACCGAGUUUCACGGCACCAUGCAGGACCUGCUGCGCUGGAUGGGGCGCGCGGAGGAGAUGCUCAGCUCCCCCGCGCCGCCCAGCUUUGUGCUGGACACCGUCACCGCGCAGAUCCAGGAGCACAAGGCCCUGGUGAAGGAGGCGCACGCUCACGGGGAGCAGCUCAGCGGGCUGGAGGCGGUCGCGUCUCGCCUGAGGGACUUCAGCCGGAAGCAGGACGGCGCCGUGAUCCAGAACCUGGUGCUGACGGCCAAGGAGCGGCUGGCCAAGGUGCUCCAGCAGACCUCGGAGCGAGGAGCGGCGCUGGAGGAGGCCCGCAAGCGCACCAAGCAGUUCAGCGAGUCCCGGCGGCUGCUCCUGGACUGGAUGGACGAGGUGGAGCAGAGCUUGGAGGUGCCCCACGACACUGCCACCAGCCAGGAGGAGAUCAAGUGCCAGCUGGCUGAGCACAAGGCUUUCCAGAAGGUGCUGCGCUCCAAGCGGCCCGUGUACGAGGCCACGCUGCGGAGCGGGCGGGCGCUGCGGGAGAAAGCGCAGCUCCCCGAGGACCUGCAGCCGCUGGAGGAGCUGCUGGGGGAGCUGAAGGAGCGCUGGGACGCCCUGUGCAGCCGGGCCGUCGAGAGGCAGCACAAGCUGGAGGAGAACCUGCUCUUCUCGGGCAAGUUCACGGACGCGCUGCAGGCCCUCAUGGACUGGCUGUACCGGGCCGAGCCGCAGCUCAGCGAGGACGUGCCCGUCGGAGGGGACCGGGACCUGGUCAGUGACCUCAUGGACAAGCACAAGGUUUUCCAGAAGGAGCUGGGCAAGCGAGCCAGCUGCAUCAAGAUGCUGAAGCGCUCGGUGCGCGACCUGACCCGCGGCAGCAGCAGCGUGGACUCGCAGUGGCUGCAGAGGCAGAUGGAGGAGCUGAGCACCCGCUGGGACCUGGUCUGCAAGCUCUCCGUCUCCAAGCAGGCCCGGCUGGAGGCGUCGCUCCGGCAGGCGGAGGAGUUUCACACGCUGGUGCACGCCUUCCUGGGGCGCCUCUCCGAGUCGGAGAAAACCCUCAAGUACGGCGUCUUCCCCGAGGAGGAGGCGGCGGUGCAGGAGUGCCAGCACCAGCUGCAGGAGCUGAUGAAGUCGCUGCAGUGCCAGCAGCUGGAGCUGGAGUGCAUCACCUCGCUGGGGGAGGAGAUCCUCGCCACCUGCCACCCCGACUCCGUCAUCACCAUCAAGUCCUGGGUCACCGUGGCCAAGAGCCGCUUCCAAGAGGUGCUGAGCUGGGCCCAGCAGCAGGGCGAGCGGCUGCAGGCGCAGACGGCCAGCCUGGCUGCCGAGCGCGAGGAGAUGGCCCAGCUCAUCGACUGGAUCACCGCCGCCGAGGAGGCGCUGAGCCUGCGCGACCAGGAGCCGCUGCCCGAGGACGCCGAGCAGCUGGAGGAGCUCAACGCCCAGCACGUGGUGUUCAUGGAGGAGCUGAACCGCAAGCAGCCCAACGUGGAGAAGGUCACCAAGAGCUGCAAGCGGAAGCUGGCCGCGGAGCUGGGCCCCCCGGCUCCCCGCCGGCUGGCCACACGACGCCGCAGCGGGGGGAAGGCGCAGGGCAGCCCGGCGGUGCCGCUCGGGGGGCUGGAGCCCCAGACGCCCCUCAUGGCCCAGCUCCUGCACCGCUGGCAGCAGCUCUGGCUCCUGGCCCUGGACCGGCAGUACCGGCUGGAGACGGCCCUGCAGCGCCUGCGAGAGCUGGAGGAGUUUGCGCACUUCGACUUCGGGGUCUGGCGGAAGCGCUACAUGCAGUGGAUCGGCCAGAUGAAGUCCCGCAUCCUGGACGUUUUCCGGGGCAUCGACAGGGACCAGGACGGGCGCAUCAGCCAGCGGGAGUUCAUCGAGAGCGUCCUCGCCUCCAAGUUCCCCACCAAUGUCCUGGAGAUGAAGGCCGUGGCGAGCAUCUUUGACUUGAACGGCGACGGCUUCAUCGACUACUACGAGUUCGUCAGUGCCCUGCACCCCAACCGGGACCCGCUGCGCAGGACCGCCGACGCGGACCAGAUCCAGGACGAGGUGAACAGGCAGGUGGCCCAGUGCAACUGUGCCAAACGCUUCCAGGUGGAGCAGAUCAGUGCCAACAGGUACCGGUUCGGGGAGUCGCAGCAGCUGCGGAUGGUGCGGAUCCUGCGCAGCACCCUCAUGGUGCGGGUGGGCGGCGGCUGGAUCGCGCUGGACGAGUUCCUGGUGAAGAACGACCCUUGCCGAGUGAAGGGAAGGACCAACCUGAAGAUCAACGAGAAGUACCUGUCCCCAGAUGCCUUCGGGGCCGCCGCGGCCAAGUGCUCGGGGAACCAGUCGGCCCCCUCCUCCAAAGUGCUGUCCCCGAGCCGCUCCAGCUCCAGCCUCAGCCUCUACAGCAGCGCCUCGGCCCCCAGCAGCCCCCUGGCCAGGAAGUCCGUGCUGCGGCGGACGCGCUCCGGAGACCGGUGUCCCCGCUCCCGCGGCUCCCUGCUGCCCGACGGCGCCGAGCUGCAGUUCGCGGCGGCUGAGGAGAGCCCGGACACGGCACCCCCAGAGCCGCCCGACGGGUCCCCGCCGGAGCGCCGCAGCCCCUGCCGCUGAGCUCCCUGCAGCCGCCUGGCCCUGCGCAGCGGCCCCUCGGCCGGCCCCACUCAGGACUCUCCGCCCCGAGGCCGGAGGACGGCGAAGCGGCUCGGGCGCCGCUGCGCCCCGCGGGGCCCCCGGCCCAGGGCGGCCGCCCCGCGCGUCCCAGCCCAGCGCCGCGGCGCCCGCGCACAAGGGCUGCGCUGUCUGUCCGCCACCCGUCCCGCUGGGCCCGGCCCCAGCUUAUAUGCAAGCCCCCCCAUCCCCGACACACGCCAAACUGCCCCGGGCUCUGGCUGGCACGGCCCCGGCCCCGCUCCGGCCGGCAGCACCCGCAGGGGCCCCGUGCAGCGCGGCCGGCACCCCGAGGCGGGGUGGCGGGGCUCUGCAGCCGGGGCGCCGCGCCGGAUGCCGAGCCCCAUUUCUGGUGCUAACCCUCACCCCUUCGGCGCGCGUGCCCGGGGCCCCGGCGCCCGGCUGCCCUCCGCCCGGGGGGGCCCGGUGGCCGGAGCCCCCGUCCCGCUGCAGCAUCCCUGCGGCAGCAGGGCCCCGCCGACGCAUGUUCACCGCCACCCCGCUAACCGGACAGCAGUAGAGCUGAAUGUAACCCUGGCCUGGGCACGGCCCUGCCAGCCACAAUAAAGAGUAGAUUUCUUUUUCUAUAAGCA
Messenger RNA from Dromaius novaehollandiae (emu), 22321 nucleotides. RefSeq names its product plectin (gene PLEC). The record is from RefSeq and is a predicted model, not a curated record. NCBI's taxonomy places the organism in Eukaryota, Metazoa, Chordata, Aves, Casuariiformes, Dromaiidae. The transcript has 78 exons. Gene Ontology annotation, biological process: wound healing; intermediate filament cytoskeleton organization; hemidesmosome assembly. Bases 264 to 21671 code for a protein of 7135 amino acids. Gene Ontology annotation, molecular function: ankyrin binding; structural constituent of muscle; calcium ion binding. Gene Ontology annotation, cellular component: focal adhesion; cytoplasm; perinuclear region of cytoplasm.